Molecule: messenger RNA, 771 nt
Organism: Folsomia candida
Lineage: Eukaryota; Metazoa; Arthropoda; Collembola; Entomobryomorpha; Isotomidae
Exons: 3
Coding region: 137-679 (180 amino acids)
Biological process (GO): N-acylphosphatidylethanolamine metabolic process
Cellular component (GO): cytoplasm
Molecular function (GO): glycerophospholipid phospholipase A1 activity; A2-type glycerophospholipase activity
Source: RefSeq, a predicted model, not a curated record
CACUAACUUUAGUCUUUAACGUGUCCACAAAGAGAACACCCGACACACAAAAAUCCAUCCACACAUAUUAUUCACAUUUGUGCAUGCAGUCCAUUAGUUUUUAAUUAAUUGUGCAAAAAAAGUUACACAUCAGAAAAUGGAACGAUUUUCCUGGCUUGCCCUUCUAACCGCGGAGAUUGGGGACAUCAUCGAAAUUCAGCGAAAGGGGGGGUUCAGCCACUGGGGAAUAUACGCCGGAAAGGAUAAAAACGAACGAGAAUGGAUUUAUAACAUGCAAGUUUAUCCGUCCGCGGGUAAAAACGCGAACGCCAAAAUUUCCGUGGUCAAAUCUGAAUUGGAGAAAGUUCUGGAAGGAAAUUUAUGUCGAGUGAACAAUUUUGAACGUCACUUUUGCACAAAAGGAAAAUCUCCUCAGGAUCAAAACGAUGUAAUAAAAGACGCCACGGGCAUGAUUGCUCAAGAUUUUAAAUAUGACGGGCAAAAAUAUAAUGCAGAAUAUUACGUAACCCAGUGCAAAUUUGGGAGAGGGAAUGGAUUUAGUGGUCAAGGAAUUGAAUCUCUGCUGGCUCCGAAAAAGCGGAAACACGGAAAAAAAUUGAUAGCUAGAGGAAUGAGGAGGAGAGAGAGGGUAAAACUUGCUCAAGAAUUAUAUGGAAAAGAAGGGAAAAAUACAAAAUGAAAUUUAAAAAACAAAAAUCCUUUGAAAAAUAUGUUGGCACUUAUGUAUGUAUGUACAUACAAUGGAACCUUUUUCAAUAAAUUAAACCAAAA